UUGUUUUUACCACAAUACCGAGCUAUUAUUGUUCCAGGUCACAGCACAGAAUUCGCAAGUCUCAGACGCGGUAGAGAAUACGCAGUAUCUGACACAGAAGCGCAUCGAGUCCGCUACUAUUCGGCUUCACCAAAAAUGCCAAGGGUAAGUCACAGCACAGAAUUCGCAAGUCUCAGACGUGGUAGAGAAUACGCCGUGUCUGACACAGAAGCGCAUCGAGUGCGCUACUAUUCGGCCUCACCAAAAAUGCCAAGGCCGCUUCCUACGAAGCAGAUGGUCACUGUAGGAAUUUGGACGGGCCCGUUACCUCCAGCAAAACCUUGUGCAGAAUGUGGACCACUUCGAAAAGAAGUGCAAGAUCUACUGAAAAGGUAUGAAAGAUAG
This is a messenger RNA of Strongylus vulgaris, 384 nucleotides long. NCBI's taxonomy places the organism in Eukaryota, Metazoa, Nematoda, Chromadorea, Rhabditida, Strongylidae. The record is from the annotation of a GenBank genome assembly.